Haliotis rufescens (red abalone) is the source of this 903-nucleotide messenger RNA. Its product is annotated as zinc finger CCHC domain-containing protein 9-like. The record is from RefSeq and is a predicted model, not a curated record. Lineage: Eukaryota; Metazoa; Mollusca; Gastropoda; Lepetellida; Haliotidae. The transcript is spliced from 6 exons. Gene Ontology annotation, molecular function: zinc ion binding; nucleic acid binding. The coding region runs from base 91 to 879 and encodes 262 amino acids.
CAAACUUCGUAGGGUAGUGAUGUAAACUUCCGGUCCACAUGGUGGUGGUGACAUAUUCUUAUUUCUCGAUAAUCUCAAAUCAACCUGAUCAUGACACGCUUUGCGAGAGCCGGUAAUGCUAAGAAGAUCCCACAUGAUGGUACAGAGUGGAAGGAUAUGUUUGGAAGUGGUAGUGAAUCCAAACAGAAGUCAGACAGUGUGUCCAAAACACAAGGGAAAAAACAUGACAAAAAAUUCAAGAAAUUCAAGAAGGAUAAAAUGAAUAAGAAAGUCAAAGGCAUUGGAAAAAAUAUAAAGGUUGAUGAACAAAAGCCAUGGCAAGUGAACAGUACUACUGGUGAUAAGAUGAAGGAACGGGCUAUGAGGAAUCAGUUCUUCCGGGAUAAAAAAAGUGAACAGAGGCGUGUACAGAGGAAGGAUGAUAGAGACCGAUAUCUGGUGUGUUUCAACUGCCGGAAGCAUGGUCACCGGAUGGGAGACUGCCCCCAGACGAAAGGCUCCAGCAGUCAUGGCACAGGCAUCUGCUUCAAAUGUGGCUCCACGGAGCAUGUGUCAAGUGCAUGUUCCGCAAAAGUAGCUCCAGAGAAUUACCCAUUUGCGAAGUGCUUCAUCUGUGGGGAGAUGGGUCACAUCACCAGGCAGUGUCCAGACAACCCAAGGGGCCUCUAUCCUAAUGGGGGAUGCUGUAAUGAAUGUGGAUCUGUGGAGCACUUAAAGAAAGACUGUCCUGACCUACAGAAACAGAGAGGUAUUGAGACUGUGACAAUAGACAAGAUGAGCAACACCCAGAGUGCAGACACCGAGUUGGACACAUCACCACAGCCACCACCUAAGAAAAAGAAAGGUGGACAUGGUGGAACAAAGAUUGUGAAAUUUUGAUAUGUAAUAAAUUGUCCUGAUAGA